AUGGGAUCGAACAAGCCUUCUAAGGUUCUUUGGCUCGAUGCAAAAACCCCAACAAACUUCAAGCCAACGGCCGACUUUGAUCAGAAGAGCAUCAUUGCUAUUCGAGCUCAGCAAUAUUCAACCAACAAGCGGGUGGAGGAGGCCUUCUCGCUGUUGAGUGACCUGGCGAACGAUAGCCCACAGUCUCCACAUGAACGAACUGCAUCGUCGCCAGGCCAUGGGGUGAGAAAAGUGCCUCCGAAGAGCCGUCCCUCAGAAGAUACUCUUGAACAAGAUGACGCCCAAAAAUUCGCCGAGCGAAAGGUUUCCAAGAGGCGCCCCAGGCCGCAAUUCCGUGUACGCCCAACAAGAGCAACACGGAGUUCGUUUGUUGGGAAGGGAGCCUCGCUGUCAUUGCUGCUCCAAGGAGGAAACAGCGACCCGUUCUCUGCGACACCUAUUUAUCUGUCCGCGCUGGCAGGUCAUGCGGUGUCAAUAAUUGAACCACUAUCUUUGAGCACGAUCUGGGCAGAUGAAGUCGGGUCGGCUAAUGCGGCCAGAGUUCUGAAGCCUGCGCAUGGGGGAGUUUACCAGUUGUGCCUGAGCCAUGAAGCAGUGAUGCAUGGCCUCCUUGCGUAUUGCUGGUCGGUCAUGGCUCGUCUGCAUCUCCACAACAAGGAACAAUAUGAGGGGUACGCCCUUGACCAUGAAACUCGAGGAAUCCGGGGGCUGCAGCGACUGAUAGCAUCACGAUCCACUGCAGGUGAGGAUCCCGAGGUCCUGUCGCAGACCGUCUUGAUGUUGUGCUGCUCGGCAGUAUAUCGGUCCGACCUUGAUGCACUCUUUCUGCACCUGCAAGGACUGAAACAAAUGAUUCAGUCCAUGGGAGGGGUUGGCAAACUCUCUUGGGUCAGAAAGGAGAUCAUAAUCUACCUUGUUGUGCGAGUGGCAGCUAACACGGGCACGCGCAGCGUGCUCGAGGCUUCAACCUGGGAUCCUGGGUGGUGGUGGAAAGAUAGAUUUGCUUCCGAAACCACGCUUGACGUGGCGACCGGUCGCAAGAAAUCAACCCAGUUGCGCCCUGGCCGAUCUUCCUCUUCCGCCUGGUUGCGAACGAACGACUUCCCCUGCAUUUUCAUGGUUCUGCGUGAACUGGUGGAGGUGGAUAGUCUCAGAAAGCGUUUGGCUGAUGGCGAACCAGACGAGAUCAACAAGCUGUUCCGCUGGUCUUUCCUUCGGCGACAAGCUGUCAGAGCUCGAAUCUGGGACUACUGGUGUGAUCUAACAGAGCCGACCAAAGCUGUCGACCCGUGGCCGGGAAGUCCAAAGCCUACGACCGUGCACCGGGCAUCUGUCGGGAUGUGUCUGUGUCUCGCUCUGCACCUCUUCAUGGCCUUCGGUCUGGAAGCAUCACUCCUGGGGCAACCAUGGGUCUCCACGACACAGAUCUGGCACAUUAUGCUACUUCGAUGCCUGCAUAAGCUUGGAUUUGAGAGUGAUAAGAUUGAUCUGUCUCAUCCGGGUGCAUUGGAUCUCUUGUGGGUGUACGGUAUCGGGGCCGUUGUGGAGCAAAUGUCCCUGACCCAUGCCCUUCGAAAGCAGGCUAACUUUUGGAUCCUUUAUACUACUGACCAGGUCGACAUCCGAUGGUUUUCUGUUCGAUUCGGAAAUCUGGCUAGAAGGCUUGGCUACAGACAAUAUCGAGAUGUGGUUGAGCUCUUUCAAACACACUUCGUCCACAUAUCAUCCUUCCAGGACCCUAUCCUGAGCAAGAUAUUCGACCUUGGCCUUUGA
Molecule: messenger RNA, 1773 nt
Organism: Fonsecaea erecta
Lineage: Eukaryota; Fungi; Ascomycota; Eurotiomycetes; Chaetothyriales; Herpotrichiellaceae
Exons: 2
Coding region: 1-1773 (590 amino acids)
Source: RefSeq, a predicted model, not a curated record